Molecule: messenger RNA, 769 nt
Organism: Asparagus officinalis (garden asparagus)
Lineage: Eukaryota; Viridiplantae; Streptophyta; Magnoliopsida; Asparagales; Asparagaceae
Product: cysteine-rich and transmembrane domain-containing protein A-like
Exons: 3
Coding region: 190-540 (116 amino acids)
Source: RefSeq, a predicted model, not a curated record
UGACGACCGCCACCUCAUGGACUCACGCUUUUCAUCUGACAUUCAGUAACUACCAACUCUAAAGCAAGGUACAAUCCCCUCUCAUCAUCUCCCUCUCCCCUCUGUUUAUCAACAAAGCGCAUCAAAGCAUAGACAAGCAAAAGAUCAAGAGGAGGAGGAAUCAAAAUCAAACCAUCAUGAGCUAUCAGCAUGUCUCUCAUGAGUCAUAUCCACCCCCAGGCAAAUACCCACUUCAUGGAUUUCUCUCAUACUUCUUCUUCACUUCACUAUGCUUUCUCCCUCAUGGGAUAUUCUCCGCCUUACCCACCUGAGCCUCCGCCUCCAGGGGUUUAUCCACCAUCACCAUCUUAUGGGUAUCAGGGGUAUUUCAAUGAUGGAUAUCAGCCACCACUUCCUCCUCCUCCUCCUCCUCCUCCUCCUCAAUCCCAAGUGUAUUAUCACAGCCAUGAGUAUAAUGGAGACUCUUGCCUCUCUUUUCUGAGAGGAUGUAUGGCUGCCCUUUGCUGCUGCUGUGUAUUGGAGGAGUGCUGCUGCUUCUGAAACAGGCAGAACGUACCCCUAGUUUCCAAGCUCUGGAAUGAAAUCCCUGCUCCUAUGUUUUCAUAGUCUAUAUACUUGUUACUCGCUUAGCCGGGGAAAAAGUAUAUUGUUGUUUUUUAUGUUAUUGUAACCAUUAGUAAAGGACCUGUAGAUCUUGAAAAAAAACUGCAUGGUAAUGUUUAGAGACAUGGUUUAAAGCACAGUUAUGUGUAAAUAUGAUCUUUUAAUC